Messenger RNA from Suricata suricatta (meerkat), 4224 nucleotides. RefSeq names its product nicotinamide nucleotide transhydrogenase (gene NNT). NCBI's taxonomy places the organism in Eukaryota, Metazoa, Chordata, Mammalia, Carnivora, Herpestidae. The record is from RefSeq and is a predicted model, not a curated record. Gene Ontology annotation, biological process: proton transmembrane transport; NADPH regeneration. Gene Ontology annotation, molecular function: NAD binding; NADP binding. Gene Ontology annotation, cellular component: mitochondrial inner membrane. The coding region runs from base 124 to 3390 and encodes 1088 amino acids. The transcript has 22 exons.
GCCCUUCACCACCCCUUGGCCUCCUCCCACUUUCCUUUGGGUCCUCUUCUGUUACAGAAGUUCUGAUUUUUCCUAGAGAGCGAGAAGAAAGGAAAUUUGGGAUUCAGGAAGUUGGGAGCUCAUAUGAACAUGGCGAACCUACUGAAAACCGUGGUGACUGGCUGUUCGUGUCCUUUACGUAGCAGUUUGGGGUCCUGUAAGGUUAUACCUGGGAAGAAGGAUUUUCUACGAACGUUUCAUACUCAUCAGGCUCUGUGGUGUAAAGCCCCUGCAAAACCAGGAAUUCCAUAUAAGCAGCUGACUGUUGGUGUCCCCAAGGAGAUUUUCCAAAAUGAGAAACGGGUGGCAUUGUCUCCUGCUGGUGUUCAAGCCUUGGUCAAGCAGGGUUUUAGUGUUGUCGUGGAAUCGGGUGCUGGCGAAGCUUCUAAGUUUUCUGAUGAUCAUUACAGAGCAGCAGGUGCCCAGAUCCAAGGGGCGAAGGAAGUGCUGGCUUCUGAUUUGGUGGUCAAAGUGCGAGCCCCCAUGGUGAAUCCAACAUUAGGUGUUCAUGAGGCCGACCUUUUAAAGACAUCAGGAACAUUGAUUAGCUUUAUUUACCCAGCCCAAAACCCAGCCUUGCUAAAUAAACUUUCUAAAAGAAAAACUACAGUGUUGGCGAUGGACCAGGUUCCAAGAGUCACGAUUGCUCAGGGAUAUGAUGCUCUAAGCUCCAUGGCCAACAUUGCUGGUUACAAAGCUGUUGUACUAGCAGCAAAUCAUUUUGGACGGUUUUUUACUGGGCAGAUCACAGCUGCAGGAAAAGUUCCUCCAGCUAAGAUUCUGAUAGUUGGUGGUGGUGUGGCUGGGCUGGCUUCUGCAGGUGCAGCUAAGUCGAUGGGCGCUAUUGUUCGGGGAUUUGACACCAGAGCUGCAGCUUUGGAGCAGUUCAAGUCUCUUGGUGCUGAGCCCUUGGAGGUGGACUUGAAGGAAUCUGGCGAGGGACAAGGAGGAUAUGCGAAAGAGAUGUCCAAAGAGUUCAUCGAAGCGGAGAUGAAGCUCUUUGCUCAGCAGUGCAAGGAGGUGGACAUCCUCAUCAGCACGGCCCUCAUUCCGGGUAAAAAAGCUCCAGUUUUAUUUAGUAAAGAAAUGAUUGAGUCAAUGAAGGAAGGUUCAGUUGUUGUGGAUUUAGCUGCUGAGGCUGGCGGAAACUUUGAAACCACGAAGCCGGGAGAACUUUACGUUCAUAAGGGAGUUACCCACAUCGGGUACACAGACCUUCCCAGCCGAAUGGCCACUCAGGCCAGCACCCUCUACUCCAACAACAUCACCAAGCUCCUGAAGGCCAUCAGCCCUGACAAAGAUAACUUCUAUUUUGAAGUGAAAGAUGACUUUGACUUUGGUACCAUGGGUCACGUCAUUAGAGGAACUGUAGUGAUGAAGGAUGGCGAAGUGAUUUUCCCCGCUCCCACCCCAAAAAAUAUUCCUCAAGGUGCACCAGUGAAACCGAAGACAGUGGCUGAGCUGGAAGCUGAAAAAGCAGCUACGGUCACCCCCUUGAGGAAGACCAUGACCACGGCGUCUGCAUAUACAGCAGGUCUCACUGGGAUUCUGGGUUUGGGCAUUGCGGCGCCCAAUUUAGCCUUUUCCCAGAUGGUGACCACUUUUGGCCUGGCCGGCAUUGUGGGCUACCACACUGUCUGGGGAGUGACCCCUGCUCUCCACUCGCCACUGAUGUCUGUGACUAAUGCAAUCUCAGGGUUGACUGCAGUUGGUGGGUUGGCACUGAUGGGAGGACAUUUGUAUCCUUCGACCACUUCUCAGGGCCUUGCCGCUCUUGCUACGUUUAUUUCCUCAGUCAACAUUGCAGGUGGCUUUCUGGUGACUCAGAGAAUGCUGGACAUGUUCAAGCGUCCCACGGACCCCCCAGAAUACAACUACCUGUACCUGCUGCCUGCCAGCACCUUUGUCGGAGGGUAUUUAGCAGCCCUCUACAGCGGCUACGACAUUGAACAAAUCAUGUAUCUGGGCUCAGGUCUGUGCUGUGUUGGUGCCCUGGCCGGCCUUUCCACCCAGGGAACAGCUCGUCUUGGCAAUGCCUUGGGCAUGAUUGGGGUGGCUGGAGGCCUGGCAGCCACACUCGGAGGCCUGAAACCGUCCCCGGAAUUGUUAGCUCAGAUGUCUGGAGCAAUGGCUUUGGGCGGUACCAUUGGACUGACAAUUGCCAAACGCAUCCAGAUUUCCGAUUUACCUCAGUUAGUUGCUGCUUUCCACAGUUUAGUGGGCUUGGCGGCGGUGCUCACUUGCAUCGCUGAGUACAUUGUAGAAUAUCCACAUUUUGCUGUGGAUGCAGCGGCAAAUCUCACCAAGAUCGUGGCCUACCUCGGUACUUAUAUCGGAGGGGUCACGUUCAGUGGCUCUCUUGUUGCCUACGGAAAACUGCAGGGUAUUCUGAAGUCUGCCCCUCUCCUGCUUCCUGGAAGGCACUUACUUAAUGCGGGCCUGCUGGCUGCCAGCGUGGGUGGAAUCAUCCCAUUCAUGAUGGACCCUAGCUUUACCACCGGCAUCACCUGUCUGGGCUCUGUGUCAGCUCUCUCUGCUGUCAUGGGUGUGACUUUGACAGCUGCCAUCGGGGGUGCGGACAUGCCCGUGGUCAUCACCGUGCUGAACAGCUACUCAGGCUGGGCACUGUGCGCGGAGGGCUUCCUGCUCAACAACAACCUGCUGACCAUCGUGGGCGCGCUCAUCGGCUCUUCCGGCGCCAUCCUGUCCUACAUCAUGUGUGUGGCAAUGAAUCGCUCCCUGGCUAAUGUGAUUCUUGGAGGCUAUGGUACCACUUCAACAGCUGGUGGAAAACCCAUGGAAAUUUCUGGCACACAUACAGAAAUCAACCUUGACAAUGCAAUUGACAUGAUUCGUGAAGCUAAUAGCAUUAUUAUUACUCCAGGCUACGGUCUGUGUGCAGCCAAAGCGCAGUACCCCAUCGCUGACUUGGUGAAGAUGCUCUCCGAACAGGGCAAGAAAGUCAGGUUUGGCAUCCACCCAGUUGCAGGCCGGAUGCCUGGUCAGCUUAAUGUGCUGCUGGCUGAAGCUGGGGUGCCAUAUGAUAUUGUGUUGGAGAUGGACGAGAUCAACCAUGACUUCCCAGACACCGAUUUGGUCCUUGUAAUUGGAGCUAAUGACACCGUUAAUUCAGCAGCUCAAGAAGACCCCAACUCUAUUAUUGCAGGCAUGCCAGUCCUCGAGGUCUGGAAAUCAAAGCAGGUCAUCGUUAUGAAGAGGUCACUGGGUGUUGGCUAUGCUGCAGUGGACAAUCCAAUCUUCUACAAACCCAACACGGCCAUGCUUCUAGGCGAUGCCAAGAAGACAUGUGACGCAUUGCAGGCGAAAGUGAGAGAAUCCUACCAGAAGUAAAUUUGCAAGACCAGGCUGUUGUCUGACAGAGCCACCUCUUCUGUUGUGGGAAAAUAACAGGCAAAUAAAGUGUCACUCUGUACAGCUGAUAGACAUCCAUGGCAAGGCUCUUGGAAGAGAAGGAAGACUGAAGAAUGCAGAGCAAACAGGGAUAUUUUUCAAGAGCAGUGAUUCCUUGAUUUAAAAAAAAAAGAUUAAAAACUUCUGAAUGUCUUUCUGUGCAUAUUUUUUGUGUUAUGAAUUCCAAAAGUAUUUUAUAAAAGAAGAAAGAACAGCCUCAUUUUAGAUGUAAUCCAUUUGGAUUUUUCUAUUCUUCCUCAACGGUCAGCAAUAUUUUAAGAAAUUAAGUUUUUAGGAUCUUAGGACUUACAUUAUAUACGCAGGUCUGAACACUCUGACCUUGUAAACAUUACAGGUACCUUCAUUUAUGUUUUUUUCGACAAACGUUAUUAAUUUGAGACUUUUGUCAACUCCCGAGCUACCCUCUUACCAUUUAACCAUGAUCCGAAUUAACCAUAUCAGAUUGGCUUCAACUUUUCAAACUGUACUACCAAUUCUUAGAUUUCAGGGAUGUAUUUUCUCACUUCUAUUUUAAUACCUUAAGGGACUAGAUAAUCUUUCAGAGAUGUUGGAAACAAAUCAUUUGCUUUGUAUGUUUCAGCAGGACACCAGUGAAAUAUAUAAUUUGAAAUCAGUAUUGUAUUUUUAAAAAUCCCAUUUCCAGUCAGAGGUGUUUUUAAUUUCAAUCAAUUUAUAAUGUGUUUUACUGUAUUAAGUGCACUUGAAUGGAAUUCAACUAUUUGACUAAUAAAAUGAGUUCAUCAUGUUUGCGUA